UUUGGGAUUGUUGUGAUGGGAGGCCGCAGCCAUCUUGGAUCAGCGCCGCUCCACACCGAGCAGCAGGAGAGGACGGACGUUCACGGCAGCGCCAGUUAGCUAACGUUAGCUGCUCGGCCAGGUUAACCACAAUCCGCGUCGCUGUGCGGUGCGACUAUGCUUCACAUUAACGUUACAGACGCUAUUUUUCUCCGUUAGCAGCCGCUUUGAGAGCAUAAAAAUGGGUACAAAGUGUGUUAAGCGGUUAACGUUAUAACUCCGGAGAGGGCGGCGGCGGCGCAGAUCCUCGGUAUAUUUUUUAAAUUUCUGGAUAGAGGAGUUACUAUGAAUGGAGGAUAAAUGUUGCCAAAGGCUGACAGCAGCAGUUUCGUCCUCUUCUCUCUUCUCUUCGUCCUCACGUUAACGGACCCACCACGGACAGGUCCGCGGCUAGCUCUGGCAAGAUUAUUGUCAGAGCAGCGCUGCAGCCCUGGGCAGUUUGCCUGCCGCAGUGGGAAGAUGCAAUGUAUCCCAAUGUCCUGGCAGUGUGACGGCUGGACAGCAUGUGAGGACAAGAGUGACGAGAUGGACUGUCCCCCUAUAAAAGAGGAAAGGUUUCGUUUUGGCAACGGAUAUGACCAGGUAGAAGAUGUCAUCGGUGUGGCUCAGCCCGUGCGUUUCAACAAGAAAUGCCCCAGUGGGUGGCACCACUACGAGAAGACGGCCAGCUGUUACAAAGUGUACCUGAGGAACGAGAACUACUGGCAGGCCGUGGACACUUGUCAGAAAGUCAACGGCUCGUUGGCCACUUUUGUCACCAACGAGGAGCUGCAGUUCAUACUGAAGAUCGAGGUGGAUUUUGACGACAAGGUCUGUGAGCGCAGAGACCAGUGCAAGUUUUGGGUGGGCUACCAGUAUGUGAUCACCAAUCAGAACCACUCCCUGGAGGGCCGCUGGGAGGUUGCUUACAAAGGAUCGAUGCAGGUUUUUCUGCCACCUGAGGGUCUAACCAAUUUUGGGGAGGCGUCUCCCACGCAGGACAACGUCUUCUGUGCCCAGCUGCAGCGCUUUCAGAUCAAAAGCAUGAAUGAGCGAGGCCUGCACAGCUGGCACGCUGAGAACUGCUACAAGAAGUUCCCCUUCCUCUGCAAAAGGAGGCAAACGUGUGUGGAUAUAAAAGACAACGUUGUAAACGAGGGCUACUACUUCACCCCUAAAGGGGACGACCCGUGUCUGAGCUGCACGUGUCACGACGGCGAGCCUGAGAUGUGUGUGGCAGCUUUGUGUGAGCGUCCGCAGGGCUGCCAGCACUUCCGCAAGGAUCCUAAAGAGUGCUGCAAGUUCACCUGCCUGGACCCAGAUGGAAACAGCCUGUUUGACUCGAUGGCCAGCGGUAUGAGACUGAUCGUCAGCUGCAUCUCGUCCUUCCUCAUCCUCUCCCUGCUGCUCUUCAUGGUGCACAGGCUCCGUCAGCGGAGACGUGAACGCAUCGAAACUCUGAUUGGCGGAAACUUGCACCACUUUAACCUUGGAAGACGAGUCCCAGGCUUUGACUACGGCCCGGAUGCCUUUGGCACCGGCCUCACUCCCCUGCAUCUGUCUGAUGAUGGAGAGGGAGGCGCUUUCCAUUUCCAAGAGCCUCCUCCGCCGUACGCAGCCUACAAAUACCCUGAUAUCCAGCACCCCGACGACCCCCCUCCUCCGUACGAAGCCUCCAUCAACCCAGACAGCCUCCUCUACGUGGACCUCGGACACAACGGGGUUUCCAUGGUGCCGAGCCAGAUGAACGCCAUGGGAGACGGGCUCCAGUCCGAUAUUCCCAACGCCCCUGCCCCUGUGCCAGCCUCGGCGCCAUCCUCUCAGGAGAGGGAGGACUCCAUAGAUAGCAGCACCCUCCUGGUGGGGCCCGACACCCCGACAGAUGGCCACGCCCCCGCUUCCAUGCCCACGGACUGCGCCUCCACCCUCAGCACCGUAGUAUAAUAGGACUGUGGACGGACGGCGGGGAGCUGCAUCCGGACAUUACCUGCUGGUUGAGGAAGGUCAUGAGUGCAUUCUGCACCAAGAGAGGACGCAGCAGACGGUGGCGUCAUUUGUCAAAGUGCUGACUGCAGGGAGUUAAAGUUUGUACAGACACAUCAGAAGCGGCGCACUUCUUUCAAGUGCAAGGAUGCCCUCUUUCUGAAGACUCUCCUGCAGUUGGCCUUCUGAGUUUUUUUUUUUUUUAAACACUGGCAUCUGAGGGAGCAGAGCAGACUGUUUCUGUACAGAGAAAAAAAAACACUACAUCGAGGCUGCGAAGGCUGCACUUUUACUUCUAGCAUCGACUAAGCAAAGCUUUUGAAACAUCUCAGAGUUGGUCCGAUUGGUCAAGAAGCCCUGAUGUAAAUACCCCUUCAGGUCUGCGCCGGUCAAAUUUGUAGUACCUGUGUGUCACAGUCCAGCACAAGGUUAAAAAUGACAGACGGACAGUGACACCAGCUAUUGUCCCUUGUGCGUUUUUGUUUGCAUCUUACUGUUGUUCAAACGGACGUAUCUGUGUUGAUCUGUUGGUCUCCAGGCUACAACAAUGUUCUCAUCGGCCCUGUCUGUCACGGCAUGUCCCCAGAUCUCGAUUUCUUUCUUUUUUUUUUUAAAGAUAUGUUUUUGGGCAUUUUAGCCUUUAAUUGAUAGGACAGACAAGUGUGAAAGGGGAGAGAGAGAGGGAGUGACAUGCAGCAAAGGGCCACAGGCUGGAGUCGAACCCGGGCCGCUGCGGCAACAGCCUUGUACAUGGGGCGCCUGCUCUAUCCACUAAGCCACCGACGCCCCCAGAUCUCAAUUUCUACUUGCUCAUAAGAAUCUACUGUGCCCUCACUUUCUUAUUAGUCUGAUACAUGACGCUGUCUUCCAGGUUUAUAGCGCAUAUUUGCAGCAAAAGUUUUGUAACUAAGAGGUUUAACCUUGCGAGAAAGAAUGGUUAGUUUCCUGCUUGUAGGGGGUUUUUAUUAGGUAAUGCUGACACAAGGCAUUAUGUAUCAAGGAAUGUUGUGGUACUGAUAAAUAUCUGAGUUUGUUAUUGUGUUAUUUUGAUAAUUUAUGACUGCAGGCUGUAAUCUUGAUUGUUUUAUUGUGGGAUCAGCAAGAGGAAGCGAUGAAGCUUUUCAAGUGUACGUGUGAAGACUAGGGAAGACAUCCCUUUAUUAAAUUUGAGUCAAUUUAUUUGAGAUAAACUGUUCCAAUCAUGAAGUGGUUUAAUCAUGCAGACGGUCCCAUUGUUGUUACUUUAUUAUUAAGUCUUCGCUGCAUAGUUGUGUAUUUGCUAACUGAACCAUGUUUAGUAAUUCAAAGCUCAAUGUUUUGCACGCUCAUCCCUCGAUUAAAUCAGGGUUUUUGUUUCCUUUUUUCGGCGGAGGGGAGAAGUUUGUCACAUCUGGAUGCUGCCCCUCUGUUCUUGAUGUAUUUGUAUGUGUAAUUCUUCAUGCGAUACAUCUGUUAUCUCAGUUAUUGAGGUCGUUUUCAGCUACUGACGGAGCUGUGAGUCUUUUUUUUCUGUUUGGUGUUGAUGGGUCUGUUACCGUCCUUGUUUCUCAGUGGGAUCGAAGUAAAACAAUUGUAAUAAAAGAGAAGUGUAAACUUGUAUAUCUGGAACUUGUUAAGACCCAUUUUGUGGUGACAAUCGCUCGAUUUUACUCAAGGAUGAAUUUUACAAAACCUGAAGAUCAGAGUCGACCCACAACCACCAGCAUUCAAAACCGCUUUUGAUCUGCCUCAAGAAAACCAGCUGUAAAUGUGUGUCUGAAUGCACGUCUGUGUAUCUCAUGUUUGAAUGUACUGUAUGUUUAAAACUUAACUUUAAAACUUUUUUUUUUUUUUUUUGUGCUCAAGCUUACUUUCCCCAUUUUUCUUUUGAUUUUCUUUUUGGCAUUGACAAUCCACAGCGGAUUACCCAACAAACAAAAUCUCAUAAAUUGUGGAAAAGAAGUAGCGUCUGCAUGUGCGUGUGUGUGUCUGUGUGUGUGUGUAGGAGACGGUGUUCUGGUUUGGAUUUUUCCUUUUCAUCAAGUUUGUUUUGGUUUUAUUUUCCAACCUGCUUUCUGGAGCUGCGGUGCAUGUUUUUAUCUUUUGGCAUGCUGAGAGAUUUUUCUUUUGAUGGAAAUAUUUUUAGUCUGUCCUGUACAGUAGGUUCAAAGAAAUAUAGUUUAACAUCUCCGUGUGCAUCGAAAAAACCUGCCCAUGACCCCAACAGCUGCAUUUACACUGUAGUUUCUGUGCUAGACUAUGGUGGUGUGACAACUAAUUUUAUUGGAUUUGAAAUGUUUUAUGUAUAAUACAGCAAAUGCUACA
Epinephelus moara (kelp grouper) is the source of this 4305-nucleotide messenger RNA. It is a transcript of the gene dgcr2, whose product is annotated as DiGeorge syndrome critical region gene 2. The coding region runs from base 340 to 1962 and encodes 540 amino acids. Gene Ontology annotation, cellular component: membrane. The transcript is spliced from 11 exons. Gene Ontology annotation, molecular function: protein binding. The record is from RefSeq and is a predicted model, not a curated record. NCBI's taxonomy places the organism in Eukaryota, Metazoa, Chordata, Actinopteri, Perciformes, Serranidae.